UGCUUUCUUUACACUAAUUAGUAGUACAUUUGUUCUUAUGACAAAGCUUUAAAGACGGAAGGACUAAUGUAACUCGUGUCACACACAUGUUCACUUUAAACGGGAAAGCGCAAACAUUCUGCGUAAAUUGUAAAUUAGUGUCAUGCUACCUGGCUAGCGCUUGCUAACAGCUAAGUCAUAAUUACAUCUAAUAGCGUGAUAACUUUCCUGAUAUGGAUCUGGAUAUACGUCACUUUCUUAGGAAGGCAACGGAGCAACAAGACUCUGGAGCUCUGACGUCAGCCUACAGGUUAAUGAAGACGUCAUCGGCCGGACCCAGCGGACCAACCCCCCGUAUCACCCCGGACCUGUACGUGGUCUGUGCAGAAGCAGCUCUACAGCUGGGUUGUUUGGAGAUAAGCACAGCAUGUCUAAAGAUGUACUUUGAAGAGAAUCCGCCAGCUAAUCAAUUUCUGUGUCGAGCGUACCUCUGCCAGGGCCAGCGCCAGUCUCCGUCGGCCACUGGGACUGUGGAGGACUUUGAAGAGGCUGUGCAAAGUUUUCUCAAAGCAGUUGAAAUUGCAAAAUCUGAACCAGGAUGCUCCUUCAUAGUGUUCAAUGCCUCAGUGCUGUACCUCCACACAGUGCGUCCUCUCCUGGAGCCAGGGCGGUGUCAUCACCUUGUCCCCUCCCUCAGGCAGGUGGUCCGGAGUCUGGAGGAGGUGGCGGACCAGGACCACAGCUGGAGGGCUGAGCUCAUGAUGCACCUCAUCAGAUGUCUCGUGGACUCUGGGAAUACGGAGGAGGCUGCAAGUUUGGGCAAAAUCACAGGGGACUUCAUCAAGUCGAAUUCCCCACAUCUAUACCCAAGACUCUUUAUGUUGCAGGUGCAACACAAGCUGCAGGAGAAAGAUGUUCUCGUUGAAACGAGCUGUCAGUGUUCCACUUUAACGUUCAUUUACAAGAUGCAAGACUUUAAAAACAGGUUGGAGGAACUAAACAAGGAUAACCCUACCAAAGAGCUUGAGAAGAUUUUCCAUCUCCUAAAAUAUACCAAAGCAUCUAUGGACUCCAGCUCUCCUCAGAGCCCAACACCCAUCCAACCAGCUGACAGAGUUGCCUUCCUCCUGGAGCUAUCCUUUCUGGCCUUGCAAUUGAAGCAUCAGAAAGUCGCUGCCGACUGUUUGAAAGAGCUCAAGUCUGCGGGAGAGGCUAGCAAUGGCCAGCGCAUACUAAUGGGAUGUGUCAAGUGUGAAAUCAACAUCCUGAAGAGGGGAGCGAAGAUGAAUGACUAUUCCAAAGCCAGUGUGGAGGCUCGGCUGAAGGAGAUAGGAAAGUUGGAUCAGUGGCUGCAGACUGCAGUGACGGAGGGGGACCCUCAGGCCAUGCAGGCGGUGUGUGCGACCCAGUGGAGCCUCUGCUUGCCGCUCUUACAGCACAACCUCAGGAAAAACAUCAAGGCACCUCUGCUCCGGGUUUCCCAAGUACUGGAGGACAUGCAGAGUAUGCUGCUGGAGAUGCGCUGUCAGGUCCACUCAGAGCUGGCAAUGAUUGAAGAGGAGGAGGGGCGCCUCGAGGCUGCUUUGACUCACCUCCAGAAAGCCUCGCUGCUGGAUAACGGCACACAACGAGAUCGACUGUCGUCAGCUCUCCGCCUCCUGCAGCUCAGAGGGACCGUCUACCAAAUGCCCCCCCGCACCGAGGAUAAAGCCGCUAUGCUCAUGCAGCAGGCCAAGGACAUGAAGCCGCAAGAUAAGACCGGUAUUCGUUCAACCCUGGAAGCUGUGGGUCUUCUUUUGGCUCCUGAUGAUUUCCAGACGGUGCUGGAUGCAGACAACACUUCCAAAAUUCCUGUAGGCAGUCCUGGAUCUGGACCAGCUUCUCAGCUCUCUGCUAAGGCUCAGCAUCACUCUGCAUGUGUACAGAAGGCAGAAGGACACCUGGCCUCACAGGGAAACAACACAGACAACACAGAGAGGGUGAGGUUGUGGGUGACUCUGGUGAAGACGGCCAGGAAACAGGAAGUUUGGGAUGUGUGCCGAGCAGCUUGUCGAUUCUGCUUGCUCUAUGAUGACAGCCAAUGGAAGAUUUCCAAGACUGACACUAAGAUGAUGAAAGAUCCUCAGACUGAUGAAUGUGAAUCCUCAGAAGAAGAAAGCUGUGCAGAUCGUCUACAAAGCUGUACUGAGAGCCAGGCCAGUGUGAAAGACUUGCUUCGCCUUUUAGCUGAAAUCCACCUCAUCAGUGCAGAGGCCACCGUUCAUAAGCUGCUGACGGAGGGGGUGCAGCUGAACAGUCCUGCUGUCCCUGCGGUGGAUGGAGACGUGUGUCUGUCUGAAGAGGAUCCACACUGGGUUGUUUACAGAGACUGGAUCCAGACUCUGUCUGCCUACGCCACCUCCAGCUUCUUGCGGGCAGCGGAGCUGGGAGCAGAGAUCAAUGAGCCGUGGUUGAUAACAAAUGCAGCCGUUUACCUUUGGAACUAUAGCAGCCACCUGUUGGCAACAGGAGAGUACCAGUGCCUGCUCCCCACCUUCCAGAGUCUGGUGCAGAUGCUCCGAGAGACGGAGUACACUGGGAGUCGUUCUCUGUUUGUGCUACUGUGUGAUGCCAUGGCCCGAGGUCUGAUCCAGCCGCUGCGUGGACCAGGCAGUGUGGAGCCAGCCCCGCCAGCAGAAAAAAAAAGCAAAACCAGAGCCGAGAAGGGGACGGAGAAGGCUUCUAGUGCCCAAGGCGUUUACUUAGACCCUGCUGCCCUGCAGGACGUCCAUAAGGCGGCGGAGCUGUCCGACUUUGCCAUGAAUUUAUCCAACUGCAACAACCCAGAGGAGAGUGUUCCCAUCGCGAUGAGGAAACAGGUGGUGUCCACAUGGGUGCAGAUCAAGAGGCUCCUGCAGCAGCAGAUAAGCUCAAAUGUUGACAUCAUGGAUGAGAGUGCGAACAAGGAAGUGUCGGAGAUGAUGCAUGUGCUGGUUGGAGUGGAGAUGCUUCAGUGCAACAGGAACCCGAGACAUAUGGAGUUUUCUGUGCCCAGUCUCUCCACACUUGUAAGCAUGGCGUCUGAGUGCAGCUGGACUGAUGCUGUGGUGGAGCUGCAGGUGUGGUGCCAGCUGGCUUCCUUCUGCCAUGAUGCAGAAGACCACAGCUUGGUUUUGUGCUGCACCGAGAAAGCUCUGCAGCUGGAGGACGCUGCAGCAAAGACCCUCAAAACUCUGCCCUGUGUUUUGUACGGCCCGACUGCAGUGAAUGAGAUGCUGAGCAGAGCAGUGUGCUUGAGGGGUUUGAGUUUAGUGUACGAGUCCGGAGGAAAUGUGCACACUUACAGAGAGGCUCUGAUGGUGCUUCUAUCUGGCAUCAGCUUUGCAGAAAAGGCGGAGAAUCCAGCAUUGUGUGCAGCAGCUGCCAGACAUUACUGGAACACAUGUCUGCCCCUAACACAGACUCCUGAGGAAAGAGAGAAGCUCCAAGAGCCUCUGGAGGAGAUCCUGACUGCUUUGGUUCAAACCGACAACAAACAUAAACGGGGCAAAGUGAAAGGAUCGCUGACCUUCACAGCUCUGAGUUCUGCACAGGAAGCAACAAAUAAGGAGGAUCUAACCCUCAGAGCAGCCAUUUACAGUUUGUUGUUUCACAUCCACACGGAUAAAGAAGACUGGAAAAGUGCUCUGCAGAUCCUGGACCAGGCUAUUAGAGAUAUUCCUGACAAAAGACGCCGUCUACCUCUGCUGAAAAAAAGAAUCCUGGUGAAAACACAACUCGGAAUAUGUUUUCUGACCGAUAUGAAGAAAUUACAAGACGAAGGAGAGCAGUGCUGUUCAUAUAUGUGGCACCAGGUGGCGCUUUGUUCUGACACUAUGACCCAACAGCUCAGCUGCUACCAGAAGUCCAUCACCUCUCUGUUGAGUGCAGACACUCAGUUGCAGAAGGUUAACCUGCUGCUGGAGUUCGGAGAGUGGCUGUACUUUCACAACUUCCCAAAAACUGAUGCUGAACAGCACGUUCAGUGGGCCAUAGACAUCCUGCUGAAGAGGGAGGCUGAACGUGGAGCAGAGGGUGACUACAAAAAUAAGGAUUUAAGCUCAGAGAAACGAGAGUCCUUAGUCGGAGUCCAGGGCUUGUUAUACACACAAAGUUUGUCUGAUUUGAAGGAGGUGCGACGCCUUGACGGCCUGAUACGAGCACACACUUUGCUCUCUAUGAUGGCAGACAGGAAUACACCUAAGCACCAGUUCAACCUUCUCCGAGCUUACGCCUUUGUACUACAAAUAUGGCAGGUGUCCAUGGCAGUGUGUUUUGAGAUUUCCAGUGAAAGGGUAAAGAGUCAGUCAUCCCAGCCCCCUCCCUCUGCAGGGUCAAAAACAGGCAAAGACAAGGGCAAAGGCAAAAAGGCCAAAGAUCAGCCUCCUCCGGCAGAAGAGAGACCAAAACCUGUGGUCCUGAAUCAGGAGCUUCCUUCCACAGUGAACGACUGGGCUAGCUUCGUCUGUCCUGAACAGGCCCGACAGAUCUUCAGAACCAACAACAACCCCCACUGUGUCAACACACACAGCGUGACAAAGCAGACUCAGAGCCUGUUUUUUCUCAACCUGCUGGAGAAAGAGCUUAACUCGCUCUCACUCGACUACCUGACCUUACCCAUCAUGCAUCUAGCUGAGACUAUUGCUCAUGACCUUUUGGACAGGAGGAGCCUCUCUGAUCUGUACCGACUAAGAAUUGUGCGGGCCUGUUGUCAGCUGGGUUUGGAGGCACAAUCACCGUAUCACCAUCAACUCCUGAAUCUGAGCAGAAUCCCUGAACAGGAACAGAUGGCCUGCCAUCGAGAGAUUGAUUUUCCACAGGAAGGGAGAGGCCUUCACAAAGAUCACAACCAGAAAGUCAAAGUUGGUGAAAAGUCAGCAUCUGGGCGUCUGAGUGUGAGUAGACAGGGUGUGACCAUGUGUGCCCAUGUGUGUGACAUUUGGCUGGAGAAAGCUGAGGUUUGCCUCAGCAUUGGGCUCAUUCAGCAGACCAGGCAGCUGAUGGCAGAGGCCCACAUGGUGGCUACGGAGCUUAAAGACCAGAGAACAACAGCAAGAAGUCUGCUCAGUCUGGCUGUUCUGGCCUGUGAGGAGCAGAACUUUUCUCAGACUCUGAUCCUGCUGGACAAAGCCAAAGACCUGGGCGGGGACGAGGAGUUCUGGUACCAGUACACCCUCACCAAGGUCCGAGCUGUAGUGGCCCAGGGACAUCAAGAUGCAUGUAUCCAGGUUGAUCAGAUUGUAAAACAAGGUUGUGAUGCCCUGAGGCUGGUUCUGGAUCAGCGUGUUAACAGAGUCCAAGAGCUCACAUUCCUCAUCACUUCCUUAAAGAUGAGAGGAGCCGUUGAAUGUAUCCGUGUCCUCAGUGUUGGUGAACCUGGAGAAACUCUCUGCAAAGAGGCUGACCAGAGGCUAAAGGCCACCUGUGAUACACUCAGAGAGUGUGCCGAUGUUUUCACUAAUCUCAGCUACAGACAGCAUGCAGCAGAGGCACAUGGAGAGGGUGUACAUGUUCUGAGAGUCCUGGCCAAUCACGCUUCUUCUUCAGAGGACAGGCGGCGCUUCCUGCUCGACAGUUUCUCCAGAAUGCAGCUGGCUGUAACAGAGCAGGAGAACGUGGUGCUGAACGCUCACAGGCUGCUCCCCUCACAUGAGGAGCCGAGCUCCGGACUGUCUCUGGCAGCCGCUCGGAGGCUGCAGCAGCUGCGUCUGAAUCUGACAGAGUUAAGCUUGGUCUUGCUGGAGGAGCAGUGUGCCGAGGAGAAACGCAUAGCCGUGUCCCGAGAGUCGAAGACCUCUGCUGAGAUCGCACUGGAGGAGUUUACACGCUGCCCUCCUGAGCCUGGCUCUUUAGAACAGGAAUGGUUAAGUAUCGGCAGCACAGUUGGGCAGGUGGCUCUGAGCCAGCUGGCUGCAGUCCGGUCUCAGUCCCCUGACAACAUGGAGACAGGAGCUCGCUGUCUGAGCCUGAUGGGAAAGUACCUCAGACUGCUGGCCCUGCAGGAGGACCCCCUCUAUGUGUGUGCUCUCUGGGACAGACACAAACAGAAAGGAACCUGGUCUGACCCUCACAUUGCUUCAGUGGAGGAGGAGAAUUCAGAGGAAGAGAACGACAGACAGUCAGGCCGGAGAGAACCGAGGGCGACCUCUGCCAAAAGUGCUGAGCUGCAGCGGAGGAGGCGUAGAGCCCAGCAGCUGUUAGCACAGGCCAGUAAGGCACUGACUGAGGCCACCAGCCUUUGUCUCAAACACAAGCUGUACUCCUCCAUCCUGUCUGAAGCCUCUUUAAACAUGGUGGAGUGUCAUGGGCAGUCUGACGCUGCAGUGUCGGGUCAAUACCUUGCCCUGUUUCAGAGCUGCUGCACUGUUGCUACGAUGGCUCACGUCCUAAGUUCCGCUUGUUCUGGCACCAGUGAGUCCCAGCUCUCUGCUCUGCUCAGUCUUCACAGAAAACUGCUCCUCUCUCAGGAGGAGAGGCCCAGCAGCAUGCUGAAGGGAGUAGAGGACUCCCUGAACAGCCUCUCCAAGACUUUCAGCCACCUCAGCAUCAAUACCAGCCACCUAAACAUCCUCGCAGAGCUUCCACCAAACCUGAAAAUCCUGCUGCUUCAACACUCUUCAGACGGUUCAGAACUUUGUGGAGCUUUCUACGAGCUGGCUGAAACUCCAAAUCUAAAGGGAAAGACCUCACAGGCUGCAGGUACACUGACAUGCUCCAGGGUGGCCAAAGUUUCUGUCUGCCCGCGGGCUCUGCUGGCUUUGAUGGAGCAGACUCAGUCCUUUGGCCAGGAGACCAGACUGGCCUUCUUCAAGGAAACCUGCCGGCAGACUUGGCACGCUGGAGAAGAAGUGCUGGAGGUUUCUGAGGAGCAUCAUGUUUUUUCCUGUAAACCUGCAUCAGAGCAAAUAUUGACCCCUCACUUCAGAGACCUUGUACAAGGCAUGGAAGACUACUUGAAGCCACUUCUCACUCAGUUUGACUUCUCUUGCUUCAGGCGCCAGGCUGCAUCACUUCCUGUCCCUGAGACGGCCAAAACCAAAGAUAAAGAGGAGAAGGAAAGUGCAGAACCCGAGCAGUAUGUGGUGUUGCUGGCAGACAAAAUGUUGCUGGAGUUGCCGCUUGAAGCCCUGCCCAUCCUGCAGGAGGAUGGCCUGACCUCUGUGUCCAGAGACUUCUCCCUGCAGCUCCUCCACAGCCGCCUGAGCAGAGAGGAACCACAGAAAGUUGAAAGUGACAACAAAAAGGAGACCAAAGGUGGGAAGGGAACGAAGGGGAAGGCAGAUCAAAGCCAAGCCAUCAAAGCUAUGCCGCUGAAUGGUGUGUUGCCUUCUAACACCUUCCCAGUGGACACUCGUAACUUCAAAUAUGUUGUUGACCCACACGAUGAAGGCAGCUUGGAAGGGAGCAGCCUGAGCACGAGGAUGGAGGAGAUUUUGCAAACACACAGUCACAUCUGGGAGGGCUUCAUGGGCAGCAAGCAAACACCCAGUCUGUCAGAGAUGCAGCAGCUGCUGAGCAGAUGCAGUGCCUUCAUUUACCUGGGGAUGGAGCGGUUCAUGGCAAACAUACCGCCUGGAAAACUAGCAGCCCUCAAUCUGUCAGAGUGUCGCAUGGCUCUGCUCUUUGACCUGCUUCAGAACAAGGCCAGUGUGGUCCGACAAAAGGACCUGGACAUGCACAAAGGUUCUGAACAGCUGGCUCUGGAGAAUCCUCUGCAGGCUGCGCUGCUGCUGAGUUUGGGAGGAGUCGGCUGUAUCGCUCUUAACCAGUGGCACUGCAGCCUUCAACAGAACGCACACAGGGUGGCAAGUGUUCUGCACAAUCUUCUGAAGGUCAGACUGACCUCUGGACAGACGGUCCAUGCCCUGAGGACAGUGGAUGGUUCAGAGAGGAAACAUCACAACAUGACAGGAUUACAUGAUCAGGUUCUUCUUGCUGUGUCGGAGGACGACAAUGUUCACCACAAAACCACUCUCUCACCUUCAGCCUUCAACGUCAUUCUUUACGGACUCCCAACCUUAAUGGCCACAUGAUGUCCUGUACAUCCUCGAUAUGUCUCUUUUAAUUUCACAGUUCAAGAUAUCUACAUGUAGACAUGUCAGCUUUGUGAUUAGUACUGUAUGCUGAAAACUAAACUGCUAAAUAAACAAGAUCUUUUAUUCCUCA
Messenger RNA from Labrus mixtus (cuckoo wrasse), 8163 nucleotides. Its product is annotated as cilia- and flagella-associated protein 46. The transcript is spliced from 59 exons. NCBI's taxonomy places the organism in Eukaryota, Metazoa, Chordata, Actinopteri, Labriformes, Labridae. Bases 213 to 8030 code for a protein of 2605 amino acids. Gene Ontology annotation, biological process: axoneme assembly; cilium movement involved in cell motility. The record is from RefSeq and is a predicted model, not a curated record.